This is a messenger RNA of Nestor notabilis (Kea), 394 nucleotides long. RefSeq names its product PARK2 co-regulated (gene PACRG). Gene Ontology annotation, cellular component: vesicle; neuron projection; cytosol. The record is from RefSeq and is a predicted model, not a curated record. The annotation marks the transcript as partial. Gene Ontology annotation, molecular function: Hsp90 protein binding; Hsp70 protein binding. NCBI's taxonomy places the organism in Eukaryota, Metazoa, Chordata, Aves, Psittaciformes, Psittacidae. The transcript is spliced from 3 exons.
CUUGUUAGCUGUGAAGGAGGAGGCUUCUACCCAAUUCCAAAACAUAAUCUCACUGGAAAAAUAGGGUGGCAGCUAAAGAUAGAAACCUUGGACUAUAAUUCCUAUCUGCCUGUGUUUUUUCAUGGCCUUUGUGAAGUGACAUUUCCACAUGAGUUUUUUGCUCGUCAAGGAAUUCAUGACAUGCUGGAACAUGGUGGAAACAAGAUUCUUCCUGUCAUUCCUCAGCUCAUAAUCCCAAUAAAAAACGCACUGAACCUUCGUAACCGGCAGAUCAUCUGCAUCACACUGAAAGUCCUCCAGCACCUGGUGGCAUCAGCUGACAUGGCGGGGAGGGCCUUGGUGCCCUAUUAUCGGCAAAUCCUCCCAAUCCUAAGCAUCUUUAAGAAUAUGAAUG